UUUUGUUUUGUUUUUGUUUGUAUGCAAACCAGCAGCAGCAGCGUUGCGCGGCGAUGCUUGUCAAUGCUCAGCAGCAGCAGCAGCAGCAGCAGCAACAGCAGUUCGACGACCCCGCUGCUCGGCCCACCAACCACCUCCCCUCGCGACGACACUGCACACGAGUCGUCAUCCAUCACGAUGCCACCUGCGCAGCCUGCCCUUCCGCUCCAGAGCAGCCCUGCGUUCGUCCCGUCGUCCUCGUCCCUCUCUCAGCAGCAGCGCUUCCAGCCAUCGACCGCUGAGCCCAUCUCGGCCGCCGAGUUUGCUGCUGCCGCCCAGCAAGCAGGCAUCACUCCCAAGUCCCACAUUGCGAUCGCGGUGAGCGGCGGUCCGGACAGCAUGGCGCUCGUGGCGCUUCUACACAGAUACAUGAUGACCUCACGACUCGGCUCGAGUCAAGCGACAUCCGCAUCACAGCCAUCAAACGAGACCGUUGCUGCUGCUGCUGCUGCUGCUGCAAUGCCCAAUACACCGACCGCCCGUGGUGGGAAACAGCGGCGUGACGAAGCCAAGUCUGCAAUUCGAUCCGGUUUGGCCAACAGCACCCAGGACCACACCUCCAACAAGAAGCCUCCUCGGAAUCUGCUGGCAUUCACGGUAGAUCAUGGAUUUCGACCAGAAAGUGCUGACGAAGUCGUGUUUGUCAAAAAGUUGCUCGAGCGCCGAUUCGGGAUUCAAACCUACCCGCUCAAAAUUACAUGGCCUGACGGGUUGCCAAGCGGACCCAGCAAGCUCGGCGAUGCUCGAGAUCAGCGAUACCAAAUGAUGGCCGAUGAGCUGGUCAAGAUGCGGCAAACCCUCGAGACGGCAGCGCAAACAGCCAGUCCGACAUUUGCUGCUCCGGCCGCCCAUCUGCCGUAUGCGAGCCACUAUACUGCAGCGGAUGUGGCGCUGUUCUCGCAACGCAGGCGUCGAACUGCUCAGCUGCUGGCUCAGUUGUGUGAAACGGCUGGCGGGGGAGGCGGAAAAUUGCGCACUGCAGAUUUGGCCAACAUCGAAAUCCCCACCAUUCGCACUGGUCCCUUUGUUCGGGAUCGACCGCCUCGUCUGGAUGACGCCUGGAUGAGUCAUUAUCUCCACUCGUUCAUCAUUGAUCAAGCUCUAUCCAAGGUGGAUGCGGACAUUCCUCCAAACGCCCCUGCCAAAUCCAUGUUUUCUCCGGUGUUGGCCGUGGCCCAUCACGCCGAUGAUCGUCUCGAAAGUAUGAUUAUGCGGUUUUCGCGCGCAAGUCAGAUGGACGGGCUGAGAGGCCCAAUGGCUUGGUACAAUCGGCUUUCGCCAGACAACAGCAGUUUCUUUUCGAUUGUUCGUCCGUUGCUGCCGUUUCCCAAAGCACGACUUGUUGCUACAUGCGAGGCAAUGGGCGUCCCCUAUGUGCGGGACCCGAGCAACGAUGAUUUGGCAUUCCGCCGCAAUUCGGUUCGGUUCGCGCUGCGUGCUCUGCCAGGUGAAGUGGCAGCGGCAAUUGCGACUUCCGAGACUCGCUCGACAAUCCCUGCCUGUUCGCAGCAACCAGCAGCGCCACAAAAGCAGGGUCGAUCAAAUAAAGUUGCGUCGACCAGUGCUACUUCCAGCGCCAAAAGCGCAACAGCCACCACUCAACCAUCGCUCGACCUCAUUGCUGGGCUGACCAGAUUGCAACACAAGAUCGUCACGACUUCGGAGCUAGUCGAACGUGAAGUGCAUGAAGCGCUGAUAAAACACUCGAUCGUCCAUCCCCUUUUAGGCUGGUGCCUGCUGGGGUGGGAGCUAUUCAGUCCAGCCGUCCCAGCUGACGUGGCGCUUCGGGCGGUCAAGCGAACUCUUGGGUACUACAGCAACGACACGGUACUGAGAGCCACAGCUGCAGGACUGACCCGGUUGCUGCAGGACAUUCGCUCCUUUGAUCGUGCUCAGUUUGGCGAGCGCGAUAACAAGGGAAAGGCCAACAACUCCAGUGGCAGUCGCGGAUGGUUCCACCCGUCCUUCCUGGCUCCGAUUACUUGCACGUUGCCCAACGCCGAUCUCCUCGAGAGGGUUUUUGGCUCGCGGCGGCGAGACCAAUUUGUGCCGAUUCGCUCUGCCAACCACUGCUCCAUCAAUGCCGUUCCUGAGGGAGUAUUGUUUGUGAAUUUGGCUCAAAACUCGCGCAGUCUGUUCGCCCCACCGCAACUCUCCUCGCCGUCCUCCGACGGCUUUGUCACGGCCUCGUAUGCAGUCAGGUUUGAGCACAUGAUGGAUUUGACCAUGACGCUGCGGCUACCAGAAGCAGUUGCUCACUCGUUGCGGACGACACCGUCCACGGCCGAGCUCCAAGUGCGUGGGGGAACACGAGCGAAUACGUUGCUCUCCAGCAUCACCAAACCGCCUGGCCAUCCGUUCCGAGGCGUUCCGUUUGUCCGGCGCUACUUGGCCUCCGAGGACGGCAUGUAUUUGCCAUGGAACCUAAAGUUCACGGGCCAAGCCCAUCGCUUCCGCAACGCCCUGCAACCGCAUCUCCUCACCAUUGAGGCCCUUCGUGGCGUCCCAGUCAUUGCAGAUCUCGAUGGACCGAUCGCCAUUCCCCAUUUUGGCGUGGUCUUGUGCGAGCAGAUUGUGGAUUGCAGCGUACGCAAUGUCGUCUGGUGGCGAUCUCGGCGGACGAGUCCGGGCUUGGCCGAACUACUCCCAACUGGGUCAAGUUUGUAAACAGCCACAGACUGCAAGCAAUCCGAUGCGUGCUUUGGGUCAACGAUAAGACAAUAUUUGUUGAAAACAAAAGUUUACACAGCUUCAUCGAAUGCAAACGCAAA
Molecule: messenger RNA, 2810 nt
Organism: Capsaspora owczarzaki ATCC 30864
Lineage: Eukaryota; Filasterea; Ministeriida; Capsasporidae
Exons: 3
Coding region: 22-2706 (894 amino acids)
Biological process (GO): tRNA processing
Molecular function (GO): ATP binding; ligase activity, forming carbon-nitrogen bonds
Source: RefSeq, a predicted model, not a curated record